Messenger RNA from Soboliphyme baturini, 1302 nucleotides. NCBI's taxonomy places the organism in Eukaryota, Metazoa, Nematoda, Enoplea, Dioctophymatida, Soboliphymatidae. The record is from the annotation of a GenBank genome assembly.
AUGAGGACGAAAUCCUCGGUGUACGUCGUCGAAUCCUUACAAGCUCACCGAUCAUCGAUACACACAACCCAACUCACCGAUCGCGCUUGCACCGACAACACAGCCGAGAAGCUGCAUGUCGACGGCGAUUGCGAAGUACGUGUUUUACAUUCUCAAAAUUACGACGGUCACUACGACGACGAAGAAAAGGAAAAUGAGGACGGAGGAAUGCUAUUGCCAAAAGUUGUCGAGGACCAGCGUCACACAGUGUCCGCCAUGUCAGAUCCGUUACCAGUCGACCAGUGUCGCAGAGGAUCGUUUGACGCACACCUUCAGACAAGGCGAUUUGUGGCUUUCGAUGAGACGCUUAUUAUAAAUGUUGCCGAAUUCCACGGCGCCUUGCACAACCGGCGUUCUGCUCACGGCGAUCGUCACCACGUCCCCCCCCGUCGAUCGCGACGUCACCGCGGCCUUGAGUCGCGCCGCGGUGUCAGACACGACGGGCAAACGGCCGGUUUUCCAAUUCACUCGACGGUUGCUGUGAAGCCGAUUUCGUUUUGCCGCGACCUCAAGUUUCAUCCAGUUCCACGCUGCCUUAAUCGCUGUUUAAUAGCCUGUCGUCUUCGCCUUUUUCUGUUGUACGUUUACUAUCGCGCCCGGCUGCGAAAACUGGUCAACGAUAGACUUAGUAAACGAGCGCUUGCACCUCGCACGUUCCUCAUUAAUGAGGAACUGGAAAAACACGAAGGCAAUUCUCGCUUUCAAAUCCUCUCUACACGACUCGGCGUAGAAGCAGCCAGCGAUCGGGAGAACAGCUUCCGGUCACGGAUGUACUACGACGCGUUACCGUCGAAGGUUCACUCUGGCCGACGUUUACUGGGUCUUUUUUACGUUCUGAGCGAAUGCACCGAGAUUCCGUUCCUCACUCAGAUUCGUUUGCUAAACAAUUACGCCUCAAGCACUCGACGGCGAGAUGAGCUGAGAUACUGGAGCCGCUGGAUCGAAUGGCCAGGUGAAGACAGACGACACGAUCGACGUUACACUGUAGGCCAUCAGGCCCCAUCGGGCCUGCGAAUCCUGAUCCGCGUUCGCAUCGGCUUUCCUCCGGCCGCAUUAUGCGAUCAGCGUCUUCCUGCUGGGUCUCCUUGCUGUGUCCGUGCAUCGGCGGAGAUAGGCGAGUGCGGCGUCCAGUCGGCGGUCACUGCAUUUCCUCAAGAAGACGUUGUCGACGAGAAUUUUCUCUACACUCCGUGCGAUGCGCAUCAGCCGCACGAUGGUAGCUCGUUUAUGAGAAAGCCGGAAGCUGUCGAAACAUCGGAAUAA